AUGGACCCACUCUCCGUUCUCGCAUCGGUCACCGGGCUAGUAAUGUUCGUCUCGAGCACUUACAAAUAUGGCUCGGGUGUGAAAGGCGCAUGCAAGGCCCAGGAUGACUUGAGAAACGAGCUGACGGCCCUGUUCACGGUCCUGACUGGGAUGACCGCCACCAUCGCGAACGACGACGCCUCAUCCCCCGAGCACCCCCGGAUAUUUACCCAGCUCCAGCUGUCGUUGGAAGCGUGCCAGAGAGACAUUCAAGAGCUGCAGGAAAAGCUUGAGAAGAUGUCAAGCGCCGGGAAGAUUAAAACAGCAGUGAACCGUCUCAAGUGGCCUUUGGCCGAAGAUGACACGACCAAAAUUGUGCAGAAACUGUCGAGAUAUCGUGGCCUCUUCCACAAUGCGCUGGCCGUGGAUGCCUCGACUGUGUUAAGCAGCACCCAUUCUAAAGUGGUGACGAUGGAGGAGAAUCAAGAGAACACUCGGCGAGAAUUGGAAAGACAGAAAACGCUCCAAUGGCUGGCGUCCUUUGCGGACGAGCCCGAAAAGAAACUAGACCUUCUGCUCCGACGCACGAUUCCCAGCACGGGGGAGUGGCUCCUGGAGUCGCCGGAGUUUGUCGAGUUUACCAACGGCAGCGAAGGGGCCCGGUCGCUUUGGUGCCAUGGGCUUCCGGGGGCAGGAAAAACAUACCUCUCUUCGACGGUGAUCAACCAUCUUGCGUCCAAGGCCGCGAAUGGCACAGCAGCUGUCGCCUACUGGUACUUUGACUAUGCGCGGGAAAAGGAGUUAGAUCAACAAAUGUUCUGUGCCACAUUGCUGAAGCAACUAGCAGGCUCCCUUCCGCAGCUUCCAUUGGAAGUCAAAGAUCUGCACCAACGACACAGCGCCAACAUCGCCAAAACACGCCCUCAUCUCUCCGACGGCCUUUCGGAGACGUUGUUCUCUCUACUGAUCCAGGUCGAAAUGCCGUUUAUCAUCAUUGACGCCCUCGACGAGUGUCGCGGACAAUAUUUAAUGCCAAUUUUGGACAUUAUCACCAACCUCCAAGACCACGGAGCGCGAGUUUUUGUGACCAGCCGGCCUUCGAUCGAUUGCCCGUCUAGCACAGCAUCUGUUUGGCACAAAAUCGAAAUCCAUGCACACGCCGAUGAUCUCCGCCGUCUUGUCGCCCAUAAGAUCAAGGGCAGGAAAAACAGUACUACCAUGCAGCGAAUCAUGACACCAGAGCUGAGAGAAGAAAUUGUCGAGGCCGUUGUCGCCCAGGCCCAAGGCAUGUUUCUGUGGGCUACGCUGCAACUGGACGAGAUCCUCAAGGGGUGGAAGAAGGCCCAAAUUAUCAGGGCACUGAAAAGCAUGCCCAAAAGCAUAUACGGGGUAUUCGACCAGACUCUGCACCGCAUCGUAGACACCGAUCUCGCCAUGCCGACGCUGCUCUGGCUGGCCUAUGCAAAGGAACCAUUGGACUUUCGCGCCAUUUCUCACGCCGUCACCAUGGAGGUCUACUACACCGAGGAGGAAGAUGAAGACGACACAUUUGGCGCCGACGACAUUCCCCACAUUGAGGAGCUGGUCGAGGCCUGUUGCGGACUCGUCAUUAUGGACGGGGACAAGAACCUCCGACUCGCCCACUUUUCCAUCCAGGAAUACUUUUCCCAGAACCCUGACAAAUUUGCGCCACUGACGGAAGAACACGUCGCCAGGGCAUGCCUGGCAUAUCUGUCACUCCCAGUGUUUAGGGACGGGUGGCUGGACAGCGAGCGGAAGAUGCAACAGCGGCUGCAGAGGUACCCCCUUUAUUCAUAUGCCGCGAGAAAAUGGCAUACCCACUUGCCACCGAGCCCGGCGUCGCCGGAAAUCGAGCGCGCUGCAUGGAAAGUGUAUUCGCACCCGGGUCUCUUUAGCAGCUACAGCCAAGUCUUCUACUCUCAAGAUUAUCGUGUUUACACAAACCGCAGAUUAGGAGGUCAUGAUAUGUUUUCAUUCCAGGAAGGGUUCACCCCACUCCACCAUGCAGUAGAGCUAAAUCUGCCUGGAGUUGUUCGCCGUCUGCUCGAACACGACUUGGAUCCUUCUUCUGAAACUCACCAAAAAACAACUCCGCUACAUCUCGCCGUACGCGAUGAGAGAAAGGAUCUGGUAGAGAUGCUGGUUUCUGCCGGAGCAAACCGCUCUGCUUGUGGUCUGAUCCCAUUCCCUCGGCUGCGAGAAGUGUCUACGGAUGACUGGGAGAAAUUCUGGCACAACCAGUACGGCGCGUUUCCCCCCUCAAGUGACCGUUAUUACUAUCCAGUGGAGUUCGCCUUCAUCAUGGGGCUUGGCGACAUCACCGACAUACUGCUGAAUGAUGCCAAGCUGGACCUCGAGGUGGCCGGGGCGAUCUUACGAACCGCAUCUACGUUGCCCAACCAUGAAAUCGUAAGAAGGGUGCUAACAGACUAUCCCGAGCUCGACUAUUGGUGUCCAGCCUUCGUCCAAGCAGUCAAGGCCAUUUGCAAGAACACCGGCCGCAGUUGUGUAGAGUUGGAAGAUAAUGCCAUUCGGAUCAUCCUCCAGUCUCGGCCGCCGAUCGGUGAUCAAGAGGGAGUGCUGACAGCGAUGCUGGCUGCUGCGGUCUCGGCUGCUCCUGAGUUCGUUGCCAAUUUGCUAGACAAGGGAGCCAAUCCCAACGGCGAUACCGACGCGAGCCCACUUCAGAUCGCAAUGCUAGGUGGCCGUGAUGCCGCCGCCAUGUUGUUGAUCGAGAAAGGUGCCGACUUCUCCAAUCCCCAGAUUUUGGCCAGCGCCGUGCGUUCCGGCAUGACUCAUCUGGUUGAAUUUCUGCUCGAUCACGGUAGCGAUCCUAAUGGCCGCGACGAAAAUUCGAGAGAUGGCUUUCCGGUUGCCAUUGCUGCGGGUAGAGGGCAUGCAGACACUCUUGCUUUGCUGUUAAGUCGUGGCGGCGAAGUAGAUGGCGUUAAUGAGUAUGGUCUCACGGCACUCGGAGAUAUUGCAUUCGACGGCGAUGACAAUUUUGAAAUAGCCAAAAUUCUGCUGGACUAUGGGGCUGAUCCUAAUGCGGACGGAUUCAACGGCACGCCUUUGAUGCGCGCGGCGAUUCAUGCCCAGCAAAAGUUCAUCGCACUACUCAUCGAUCGCGGAGCCAAUGUCAACCUCGUCAGCGAAGGGAGAGAUGGCACGAUUCUAAGUGUGGCUGCUACGUAUGGGCAUGAGGACCUAUGCCGGCUUCUUCUUCGUUCGGGGGCAGACCCGAACCUUGGAAAAGACGUUCUACCGCUAAUGGAAGCCCUGUCGUAUAAAUUCAGCAUAGAGAUAUUCGAGCUGCUGCUUCAGAACGAAGCGGACCCGUUGCGUCGAACAAGCGACGGACGUUACGCUUUGGAGAUUGCAGUAGGACGGGGACUGCAGGACGCCGUGCGUGUGCUGCUCGAGCACGGAGCUGAUAUUCACAUGCGAGGAGGCCGAUACGGCAGCAUUAUGCACGCCGCGGCAGCAAGUAACGACGAUGCCAUAAUCAAGAUGAUGCUGGAUUUGGGGGCGGAGGUUGUUGAAGAUGACAAGUACGAUGGGCUGCUGCACCGAACUGAACGUCAUCACCAACUACUUAUUAACCUCGGUGCCGACGUCAACGCCUUAGGACACUUUGGCACGCCUCUGCAAGAUGUCAUUCAAAAGUUUCACGACAAGAAUGAGACUCUUCUUCAGGUCUUCGAACUCCUUAUCAACUCUGGGGCCGAUGUCAACAAGAGCGGUGGCUACUUUGGAUGUCCUCUGCAGGCCGCUGCUCGCUUUGGGCUGGAAGCAAUCGUCAACAAACUGCUUGAACUUGGUGCUCGGCCGGAAACUGCCGGUGGCCGUUACAGCACGGCUCUGCAGGCUGCUGCGCGCUUUGGACACGAGACAAUCGUUGACAAGCUGCUGGAGCACGGUGCCUCGCCUGGCGGCGACGGUGGCCGCUACGGAUCGGCCCUCCAAGCCGCAGCCUAUCAUGGAAAUGAGGCCGUGGUCAGCACCUUGCUCGAGCACGGAGCCGAGGUGAACAAGACCGGGGGCAUCUAUGGCACGGCCCUGCAGGCGGCAGCGUUCCGAGGCCACCAGGUCAUUGUGCGGCAGCUGGUGGAAAGCGGUGCUGACCUGACCCUCCGCGGUGGCAGAUAUCAUAAUCCACUAAAGGCAGCCAGGGAGGAAAAGUCGAUACGGAAUAGGGUUACGGCUCAGAUUCUGUUGGAAUAUGGCGCUGUGGAUGAUUUUGUGCCACCCGAGCACCCUGCGGAGAAACACUGGCGCGGUUCUAGAAGUGGGGACGAAAGCGAGUGUGACGACGAUUACUGA
Molecule: messenger RNA, 4323 nt
Organism: Scedosporium apiospermum
Lineage: Eukaryota; Fungi; Ascomycota; Sordariomycetes; Microascales; Microascaceae
Exons: 4
Coding region: 1-4323 (1440 amino acids)
Molecular function (GO): protein binding
Source: RefSeq, a predicted model, not a curated record